Messenger RNA from Leishmania mexicana MHOM/GT/2001/U1103, 1026 nucleotides. RefSeq lists its product as hypothetical. Lineage: Eukaryota; Euglenozoa; Kinetoplastea; Trypanosomatida; Trypanosomatidae. The transcript has a single exon. The record is from RefSeq and is a predicted model, not a curated record. The coding region runs from base 1 to 1026 and encodes 341 amino acids.
AUGCGUGUAUACAGCUCCGGCCCACCCUCCACCUACCUGCGUCACGCCUUCCUGAACCAAGAUCGCCUCAUCCGCCGCUUCCUGGGCGCCCUCGAGGCCGUUCCGCUGCCGUCGCUGCCGCGCAUCCUGCUCGCGGAGGGGUUCCAGCGGAUGCUGGAGGGUGACGUGCCGCAGCGCGAGCUGCGCGAGUUGUUUGAAGAAGCGGAGGUGGAGUGCCGCAAGAUGCUGCUGCAUCUGGAUGUGAAUAAAGGCGGCCACCGCCGCUACCACGACUCGCACGCCGACCCUCGCGAUCAGGAGAUGUGGCACGCUGUGAUGCACGAUCCGCUACGCCGCCUCCUCGCCCACGAGCUCCGCGCGGCGUGCAGCCACUACGCACGGAUGAUGGCGGUGUCGAGCAGCCCCUACGUCCCAGCGGCCGUCAUUGUGCGCACCAUCAUAGCCUCUGACGUGCGCACCGACAACCUCCUGGUCAAGAUGACGCUCGCGUUCGAAAGACACCCGCGCAAUGUGCAGACGGGCGAGCGCGUCGGAGAGGCGAUGCCGCCGGUGGUGGAGGAGCUGAUGAAGGAGCUGCUGCUGCUGGAGCGAGAUGCCUUUGGCUGCUUCCGGUUUGACCCGCGCGGCGACAACCACCACCUCGUGCACAGCCUCAAGCUCGCCGACAUGACCAAGACGCCGCAGUCUUUCAGCAUAAUGCUUGACCAGCUCAUGAAGAGGUACGGCAACUACUGCGUCGAGUGCGAGGAGGUGCACAAGGGCCGCUGGUGCCAGUACAAGGUCCACUGCGGCCCCGAGGACCACCGCAUCGACCCGGCGCUGCCGCUGUUCGAGUCCGUCGUCGCCACGGACCCCAUCACCGGCGGUGCCUUGAACAUGCUUGUACACUACGACGAGCCCAUCUGCCUUCGCCACAAGCACACCUCGCGCGAGACGAAGGGCAACUUUGGUCACACCGAGGUCUUCGAGCUGGCCAUGGAUGUCACGAACCGCACGUUCUGGGAGCGUUACUUCCUCGACCGGUGA